CAUUUUUUUUAUUUUUCUUAUUUUUUUCUUCAAUCCUUGAUCAUGCCUUUGUGUCAUUUUCUCCAUCCACACUGUCAUACACCCUGCCUCACCCACUUCCCUCCCCUGCACUGUCCUUACCUGUCUGCAAUGAACCAGGCUGGUCACCGGUUGGUCCUGGUGUUAGGUGACCUGCACAUCCCACAUCGGUGUAACACUCUCCCAGCCAAGUUCAAGAAGCUGUUGGUUCCAGGGAAGAUCCAGCACAUUCUCUGCACAGGCAACCUCUGCACCAAGGAGAGUUAUGACUACCUAAAAACACUUGCUGGAGAUGUCCACAUAGUUCGAGGAGACUUUGAUGAGAACUUGAACUACCCGGAGCAGAAGGUGGUGACAGUGGGCCAGUUUAAGAUCGGCCUCAUUCACGGCCACCAGGUGAUUCCCUGGGGCGAUGUGGCCAGCCUGGCGCUGCUGCAGCGACAGCUGGAUGUCGACAUCCUCAUCUCUGGGCACACACACAAGUUCGAGGCGUUUGAGAAUGAGAACAAGUUCUACAUCAACCCAGGUUCAGCCACUGGAGCCUACAGUGCACUGGACAGCAACAUCAUCCCCUCUUUUGUAUUAAUGGACAUCCAGGCUUCUACAGUGGUGACAUAUGUUUAUCAGUUAAUCGGUGACGACGUCAAGGUGGAGAGAAUCGAGUACAAGAAAUCUUAGUGUGACAUGACUGGGGAAGAUAGGGUUGUCGUUUCAUUCCGUUCCACCAGGGGGCAGCAGCUUUCCCACAGUCUCCAACAUAUUGUUGCUGUAACAAAUUUAAAUCUAAACGUCAUAUGUAUUAUAUUGUUUAUACGUCAUCUGCAUUUGAUUGCAUCCAAACUAUCAUUUGGUAAUUGUAGAAAAUGCAAUAAUGUUGCAUGUUUGUAAUCUAGGAACAUAAUUGGUGCCAUUAAAAAAAUAAAAAAUUCCCAUUGAUUUCAUCCUGUACAUGUAACAAGCAUUUAGCUUUCUGUAGUCAUAACUGUCUGUCUUUAUCAUAAUAAAGAACUAACAUCAC
Molecule: messenger RNA, 1036 nt
Organism: Thalassophryne amazonica
Lineage: Eukaryota; Metazoa; Chordata; Actinopteri; Batrachoidiformes; Batrachoididae
Gene: vps29
Product: VPS29 retromer complex component
Exons: 4
Coding region: 43-696 (217 amino acids)
Biological process (GO): intracellular protein transport; retrograde transport, endosome to Golgi
Cellular component (GO): retromer complex; endosome
Source: RefSeq, a predicted model, not a curated record